AUGGCAAAGAGAAAGAAUAAGCUGAAACUGAAAUCGGCAUCUCCAAAGACCCCUAAUAAUACUAAUAAGACACAAGAUUCAGUUGAUACAUUGACAGUUGAGACAGAUAAAAUUUCCACACCUACCGACCCUGAUCAACAAACAAUUGAAUUGUCUGAACUUAACUCAAGUGAACCAACUACUUCAAGUACUACAAAUGACGAUGAUGAUGGUGAAGAAGAAGAUAACGACAAGGACGAAGUUGAAAGAGCAUCAAUAAAAUCAACCGAGGCGGUUUUAGAAACUUUAGACUCAGAUCUUAACACCGUCACCGAGAAUAAACCUGAACAACCAACGGAACAAGAUUUAAACCCUGAUCUUGCUAAAUUUAUGAAUAGCUGUCAAGAAGGAAAUAUAACUAUAGUUAAAGAAUUAAUAACUUCCAAAGCAGUUCAAGUUAAUGAUACAUUUAGUGAUGGAAUUACUGGUUUGCAUUGGGCGUGUAUCAACAACAGAUUGUAUUUAGUGAAGUAUUUAAUUGAAAAUGGAGCUGAUCCAAAUUACUUGGGUGGUGAAUUGAGAGCAAGUCCAUUACAUUGGGCCUGUAGAAAUGGACUCGUUUACAUCGUCGACUAUUUGAUGUCCAAUUCAGAUGCUGAUCCAAAUUUGAAAGAUGCACAAAGUUACAAUGCUUUACAUUUAGCUGUUCACUCGUCAAAUAUCACGUUAGUUGAAUAUUUAUUGUUGAGUUGCUGUGAUGUCAACUCCUCCAAGAAAGUGUACAUUGAUGAACCCGAUGGAUCCAAUAGAACUGGGUUGCACUGGGCAGCAUACCAGAAUGACAUCUACACUAUCAAUGCAUUAUUAAGAUUUGGAGCUGAUGUGACCAAAGUUGAUGAUAACUUGUUUAUUCCUUUGCAUUGGUCCUUUAUGAAGGGCUACAAGUCAGUUUUAAAGACAUUAGUUGAAGCUGGGUCAGAUAUUUUUGCAAAAAAUGAUCAAAACAAAAAUUCAUUUGAUAUUGCCAAUGAUAUGAAUUGUUUGAAUACUUGGGAGAAGGUGUUAGUUGAAUGUGGAAGAGAUUCUAAAAAUAACUGGGUUGUUAAGAAACACUGGCUUCAACCAAAAAUGGCCAAGAUUAUCACAUUUUUGACUCCUUAUGUUUUAUUACCUUUAAUGCUUAACAUUAUAUCUGCUUCACAAGGUUACGGGAUACCUAAAUUUUUAUUUGCUAUUGGAUUAACUGCUGGAGGAAUAUAUUUAUUGAAGUAUUUUGUCAUUUCGACUUAUUUAUUUGACGACAAAUUAUUGCCAAAAUCCCCUCUUUUGGCAGGUGUCUUUUCAUCAACAGCAUUCUGGACAAUUUUGGUCUGGCUAUACAACAUUGUGCCGGUAACAUUUUUGCAUAAUUUUUUUACAAAUUUAGUGAUGACAGCAUGUGUUGGAAUUUUGACAUGGUCAUUUUUCAAAGCAAUGUUUAUUAAUCCAGGUUUUGUUCCAACUCCUGCGGAUAACAGUGUCAUAUUGAACCAAGUUAAGGAUUUAAUCAAAAUCGGUAAAUUCGACACCGACCACUUCUGUGUGAAUUCAUUUGUUAGAAAACCACUAAGGUCAAGAUAUUCUAAGCACAACAAGAAAUUGAUUGCCAGAUUUGAUCAUUCAUGUCCAUGGGUCUAUAAUGAUAUUGGUGUCAGGAACCAUAAAAUUUUCAUUGCAUUUGUCUAUUCUUUAAAUUUGGGGAUUUUCCUUUUUGUUUAUUUAUCGCUUCAAUAUUUUGAAACACUUGAAGAUGGAUAUCAAUCAGGAGAUGAAGGGUUAGCAUGUUCAUUAUUGGGAGAUGAAUUAUGUUUUGGAUAUCAGAAUCAUCAUUUCCAUUUCAAUUUACUAAUCUGGGUAAUUCUUCAAGGCAUCUGGGUUACAUUCUUGUGCAUUGUACAAACAUUCCAAAUACUUAAAGGAAUCACCACAUGGGAGUUUAGUAUUUUAAACAAAACCAUCCAAUCCAAUCGUUUCAAUCAUUCUACAGUUCCUAGAGAUUUCGGUGCCAACGGGACACCAAUACCAGAAGCUAAUUCUCAUCAUAAUCAUAAUAACGAGUUUAAAACUUGUUUGAAUUUGUUAGGUAUUGAUCAAUUCAUUUUAACUUUAAAAAUGAGUAUUGGAUCAUUAUUUAGAGGAAGUUCAGAUGAUACCGAUAAUACUGCUUAUAAUCCAUUGAAUGCAGUUAAAAUUCCAACUGAUUUUGGUAUAGUGCAAAACUGGAAAGAUUUUUGGAUUAUUGGUGAUGAAAAACUUAGAAAUGUCUUUUAUUUACCUAUUGAAGGAGAGAACAAUUUGAAUGGUAAAGUGGUAGACUAUUAUACAUUAUAUAGUUAUGACGAAACUGUUUAG
This is a messenger RNA of Candida tropicalis MYA-3404, 2370 nucleotides long. RefSeq names its product palmitoyltransferase (gene AKR1). The record is from RefSeq and is a predicted model, not a curated record. Bases 1 to 2370 code for a protein of 789 amino acids. Gene Ontology annotation, cellular component: Golgi membrane. Gene Ontology annotation, molecular function: palmitoyltransferase activity; protein binding. NCBI's taxonomy places the organism in Eukaryota, Fungi, Ascomycota, Pichiomycetes, Serinales, Debaryomycetaceae. Gene Ontology annotation, biological process: protein palmitoylation. The transcript has a single exon.